Molecule: messenger RNA, 627 nt
Organism: Meloidogyne enterolobii
Lineage: Eukaryota; Metazoa; Nematoda; Chromadorea; Rhabditida; Meloidogynidae
Source: the annotation of a GenBank genome assembly
UUAAAUAAUAUUCAUUUUAGUGACAAAACAAUUGGAUAUUUUCGUUAUACUUUAAUGCUCUUUACUGCUCUAAUUCUUGUUUUUAUUUAUUUUAUUUAUCUUUUAUAUUAUUUACAAUAUCCCGAUUUUGUUUACGUUAAUGAUCAGCAAUCUGUACUUAAAAAUAGUCUGCCAGCAAUUUUUCAAAUAAAUGAUCCAUGCAAAGAAACAAACAAUUUAUAUAAAUUAUUUGCUGUAAUUAUACCAUUUAUAUUUACAAUAACCCCUUUUUGUAUUAUAAUUAUCACUGGAAUUAAAAUGGUUAGAUAUGUUAAUUCACAUACAUUCCCUGAUUCGCAAUUGAAAGAUUAUACAAAACAACUCACAAAAAAUUUAAUUAUUUUGGCAAUUAUUCCUCUAACAAUUCUUAUUGCAACAUCUUCUUUCGUUUUUCUAGGCUCUACAAACAACACAAAUUGUAACAAAAUAAAUUAUGAAUUUAAUUUAAAUCAAUUUAAUUCACAAUAUUUAUUUAAUUUUUUAAUUCAUUUAGUCCCUGUUAUUAAUCCGGUUGUUUGUAUUUUAACAAAUAAGCCAUAUAGAGUAUUUGUUUUUAGUCAUUUAAAUAAAAUUACACCAACUUUGUAA